Erinaceus europaeus (western European hedgehog) is the source of this 1124-nucleotide messenger RNA. RefSeq names its product cell death inducing DFFA like effector c (gene CIDEC). The transcript has 6 exons. Gene Ontology annotation, biological process: apoptotic process; regulation of apoptotic process. The coding region runs from base 107 to 853 and encodes 248 amino acids. Lineage: Eukaryota; Metazoa; Chordata; Mammalia; Eulipotyphla; Erinaceidae. The record is from RefSeq and is a predicted model, not a curated record.
CGGACUUUGCCCCCGGGGACAGGGCUGGACAGGCAGGGCCUCUGGUCCUGGCUUGUGACCCGUGACCGACCGCAGUCAGUGUGACCGGAGCUCUGGUCAAGGAAGCAUGGAGUCCAGCACGUUCCAGCUGACAAGGAUGGACUACGCCAUGAAGUCCCUCAGCCUGCUGUCGCCCAGGUCCCUCUCCAGGUACGUGGCGGUGAGCACCUCGGUGGUGACGGAGCAGUUAGUGCCGGAGCCCAGCCCGGAGACCCCCAGAGCCCGGCCCUGCAAGCUGAGCAGCGCUGACCGGAGCAUGCGCAAGGGUGUGAUGGCGCACAGCCUGGAAGACCUGCUGUGCAAGGCCCGGGAUGUCCUGGAGCUGCCUGACAAGCCAUUCUUCCUGGUACUGGAGGAAGAUGGCACUGCCGUGGAGAUGGAAGAAUACUUUCAGGCCCUGGCCGACGACACGGUCUUCAUGGUCCUCCGCAAGGGACAGAAGUGGCGGCCAGCUUUGGAACAGGGCUCAAGGUACCAGCUGUCCCCGUCACAGAAGCCCACCAGGAAGAUUGAUGUGGCCCGAGUGACCUUUGAUCUGUACAAGAUGAACCCCCAGGACCUCAUCGGGUGUCUGAAUGUGAAGGCGACCCUCUAUGGCACCUACUCGCUGUCCUACAAUCUGAACUGCUAUGGGGCCAAGCGCGUGAUGAAGGAAGCCCUGCGCUGGGCGCUGCUCAGCAUGCAGGCCACGGGCCACGUGCUGCUGGGCACCUCCUGCUACAUGCAGCAGCUGCUGGACGCUACAGAGGGCAGCACCCCCGCCCCAGCCAAGGCCCCCUCCCUGCUGCCUGCCUGCCUCAAGAUCCUACAGUGAAGCCCCCAGAGCAGCCCCAGCAGAUCCAGAGCUCCCUCCCCACUCCCGCCAAGCAGGACCAGGAGGGAGGAAGCUGGGGGAGGGCAGGCUGCAGACCCUGAGCUUCCUGUGCAGAGGGGCCAGCUCACCAGUCCUCACAGCCAUGCCGCAGGUCUGUCCCCCACCUUCCCUCAAUACCCGCUACCUCUCACUCACAUGCUCCACACUCCUGAGCAUACACAGGAGCCCACCAGUGUAGAGGAGCGGGCCUGCAAUAAAUUAUCUGUGCUGA